CGCAGCAGAAGGCUGCCUGCCAGCUGCCAUUACAGCAAAGAAGAAGAAGCAGGGGAAAAAAAAGAAUAGCCUAACUGACGGAGAAGGUCUAAACGUGUAGUUUGUGUUUGAUGAAUUACUGCACAUUUACGUCGUAAACCUGUAGUUUGUGUUAGCGCAUACAUGUACACAUUCAUGGCGUAGAAUAGAUUCAACCUUGUUAGUUGUAUUCGGACACGUCAGUCUGAACAUCUCUUGCUAGCUUAGCUUGCUAUUUAGCUUAGCUUGUUAGCUGCUAAAGUAAUCAAAACAUCGCCUAGGAAACAUCAAAUGUCAGCCUAAGGUGUUGGCUUUGUGUGAACAUGUCAGCCUAAAGUCUUGGCAUUGUGUGAAGAUGUGUGAAAGAAGGAUGGCAAAGUACGAGGCGGAAGUUUGUCCAACAAAAGAGGAGAAAGAUCAACUCCUGGACGCUGUCUUCCAAAAACAUCAACACACAACAGCACCCAGCAUUGUCCCACCCACACAACCAUCUGAUUGGUUACAAUGAUAGCGGUAACAGCCAAUCAGCAGUUGGUAUUCAGAGCAGUAACAGCAAAUCAGCAGUGCGUACUCAGAGCGCAUGGAGUCAGUGCUUCUGCGGUGGGGUUAGCAGAUAGGUGUUUAGCAGCUCAGCAUUUAACACAAUAAGGCCAAACAGACUCAGAUCUAAGCAUCACAACCUUGGUCUGAACACCUUCCUCUGCAACUGGAUUUUGGACUUUUUAACAAAUCGCACACAGUACGUGAAAAUAGAUGUCCAACAGGCUCACCUCAUGAAUGAAGAAGAGGAGGAGCCACACUCCCCCCACAUCAAGGAGGAAGAGGAGGACGUGUGGAUCAGUCAGGAGGAGGCCGAUCUCAGCAAGUUUCCCCUGACUCUUGUGUCUGUGAAGACUGAAGACAAAACACCUGAGUCCUCCCAGCUUCAUCACAGUCCAGACAUCCAGCAGAUGAUCGGACUUGAAGAACAACAUGAGGAUUCACAGCCAGACCAUUUUCAAGACGGACAGAAUGAUCCACAUUUGAAAAAGGAAGAGGGGGAGCCACUGUCCCCACAUAUAAAAGAGGAAGAGGAGCAUCCACAGUCCCCAAGUGUUAAAGUGGAAGAGGAGGAGCCACAGGCAUCCUGUGUUAAAGAGGAAGAGGAGGAAGUGUGGAUCAGUCAGUGUCUUGUAGGCCAGGAGGAGGCUGAUCUCUGCUAUUUUCCACUGACUGUGAAGACUGGAGACCAUGGAGAGAAACCACCUGAGUCCUCCCAGCUUCAGGAGAGCAAGGCCUUGGAAGCUUCAAGCUGCAUGACCCCAGAAGCUGACGGAGGAUCACCAGCAGACCAGACGUUCGCGCCACUGUCAGAUAGCGACGACGCCGCCCCACACCUGAACAUAAAGAUGGGAUCACACAGGAGAACACACAGAGGGGAAAAACCCUUUAGUUGUUCAGUUUGUGGUAGAGGAUUCUCUGACAAAAGUAAUAUGAAAUCACACAUGAAAACACACACAGGAGAAAAACCCUUCAGUUGUUCAGUUUGCGGUAAAUUGUUCUCGAACAAACGCAAUAUGCUCAUACACAUGAGAAAGUACACGGGAGAAAAACCCUUCAGUUGUCCAGCGUGCAGUAAAACAUUUUCCAGCAAAAGUAUUUUGGCCGGACACAUGGGAACGCACACGGGAGAAAAACCUUUCGGUUGUCCAGUCUGCGGUAACGCAUUUUCUCGGAAGGCUCACCUGAAGAAUCACCUGAGAACACACACGGGAGAAAAACAAUUCAGUUGUUCGGUUUGCUGCAAAAGAUUCUCUUCCAAAAGUAAUUUGAACUCGCACAUGAAAACACACUCCGUAGAAAAGCCCUUCGCUUGUGUCGUCUGUAGGAAAGGCUUUGCCGUCAAAUAUAAUUUAGCUCGACAUAUGAGAGUACACACGGAAUAAAAACAUGUCCGUUCUCUUCUAAAAGUAAUGUGAACUCUCACACUCGAGAAAACCUGUUGCUUGUUCAGUUUUGCAGAAGGGUUUGUUGUAAAACCCUGUUUGACUUUCCAUGUGAGAAUACACACAGGAGAAAAACCUCGUGGCUGCUCAAUGUGCGGCUAGAAACCGAUGGAGUAAGGUCAUUAGCAAAUACAAAAGUACAAAUGAAGUAGAACAAUAGUACCUUUUAUGUAAACACUUUCCAAGGUUACAACGACAGGGUUUGUCCCUUUUUAGGCUCGUGUGGUUUGAGUUUUGGUUUAUUUUCUUGUAAGUUGCUCGGUUUUUUCUUUUUUGUUUUAAAUGUCUUUUCCGUUCGUCACACAUUUCAAUUGUACUGAUUUGCAAAGAACCAUUAUUUUGUUCUUCCGGUGCACUAGCAGAGGUUUUGUUAGUUUGGGAGGUUCUACAGCUGGCUUUGUUUUGUAUCGUUUUAUUGUCUGUUAGUCCUGGAUGUACGGCACGGUUCUGACAUCUUGAAUGUCAGCCUGGUGACUAAGAUCCUCAGAACAGAUGCUGGUGUAGGACCAUCCUUUCCAUGCAUUAAAGGCCGACUGAAAUGAGAUGUUCUUAUUAAAACGGGGAUAGCAGGUCCAUUCUAUGUGUCAUACUUGAUCAUUUCGCGAUAUUGCCAUAUUUUUGCUGAAAGGAUUUAGUAGAGAACAUCCACGAUAAAGUUCGCAACUUUUCGUCGCUAAUAAAAAAGCCUUGCCUGUACCGGAAGCAGCAGACGAUGUGCGCGUGACGUCACGGGUUGUGGAGCUCCUCACAUCUGAACAUUGUUUACAAUCUUUGCCACCAGCAGUGAGAGCGAUUCAGACCGAGAAAGCGACGAUUUCCCCAUUAAUUUGAGCAAGGAUGAAUGAUUCGUGGAUGAGGAAAGUGAGAGUGAAGGACUAGAAAAAAAAAAUACAAUACACCGCCUCCCACCUACAGCUUUCUUCUUUGACGUCUCCAUUAUUCAUUGAACAAAUUGCAAAAGAUUCAGGGACACAGAUGUCCAGAAUACUGUGGAAUUAUGCGACGAAAACAGACGACAUAUAAAUGUGAACGAUGCUGGAACAAAAUGUUCUCUACAAUGUGUGACGUCGAGCGCACGCGUCAUCAUACCGCGACGUUUUAGCAUGAUACUUCCGCGCAAAAUUUAAAAUUGCAAUAUAAUGAACUAAACUGUCCGUAUUGGCAUGUGUUGCAAUGUUAAUAUUUCAUCAUUGAUAUAUAAACUAUCAGACUGCGUGGUCGCUAGUAGUGGGUUUCAGUAGGCCUUUAAAAGAGGGAUUUCUCAAAUUAUUCUUUCUUCUAUUUUCACGACUGCAUGGGAACUCCUAGAAAGAUUCAUUUAUAAUUGUUUAUCAAAAUGUAACUAUAGAUGUCAACAUUGUGUACGUGCUAAAGGAUUCGUUUAUGAUUGUUGCCUUCGGUAGAAACGUUUAGGUUUUGCUCACAUUUGAUUUCUUCAUUUAGACUUGCUGAGUUGGUGCUUGUAGCCAAGAUAAUGACUUCAAUUGGUAAUAAUAAAAGUUAAAAGUAUAUCAAACCUUUUAAACCUUGGACUGGACUGUGAGCUACUUUCCUCAUCGUCAUACUUGCCAACCUCCGAUUUCGGGAGGUGGGGGUUGGGUUGGGGGCGGGGUCGUGGUUAAGGGGUCAAGUAUUUCAUAUAUAUAUAUAUAUAUAUAUAUAUACACAAUACAUAUAUAUAUAAGAAAUACUUGACUUUCAGUGAAUUCUAGCUAUAUAUAUAUAUAGAUAUAUAUAAAGAAAUACUUGAAUUUCAGUGUUCCUUUAUUUACACAUAUACACACACAUAACACUCAUCUACUCAUUGUUGAGUUAAGGGUUGAAUUGUCCAUCCUUGUUCUAUUCGCUGUCACUAUUUUUCUAACCAUAUGCAUGUACAGUAGAUGGCAGUAUUGUCCUAUAUAAGAGUGUCACGACAUUGCUGUUUACGGCAGACAAACUGCUUUACGGUAGACGAAAACGUGACUGCUGUUGUUGUGUGUUGUUUCCGCGCUGGGAGGAUGGUAAUGAAACUGCCUAACAAUAAACCCACAUAAGAAACCAAGAA
This is a messenger RNA of Nerophis ophidion (straightnose pipefish), 4050 nucleotides long. Its product is annotated as zinc finger and SCAN domain-containing protein 2-like. NCBI's taxonomy places the organism in Eukaryota, Metazoa, Chordata, Actinopteri, Syngnathiformes, Syngnathidae. The record is from RefSeq and is a predicted model, not a curated record. Gene Ontology annotation, molecular function: RNA polymerase II cis-regulatory region sequence-specific DNA binding; DNA-binding transcription factor activity, RNA polymerase II-specific. Gene Ontology annotation, biological process: regulation of transcription by RNA polymerase II. Gene Ontology annotation, cellular component: nucleus. Bases 792 to 1943 code for a protein of 383 amino acids. The transcript is spliced from 5 exons.